GAUCGCAUCCGAUGGAGAGCUCUUUCGGCGCCCCUGAACAUGGCAAACUUUAAUGUGUUGUACUGCAUUGAUAUGGGUUCCUGUUGUAUUGUAUCUUCUCCACUUGAACCUGUUUUUCCUAGAGCUAGAAUUCUAUAAAGAAGGGUGGUCUUCCCUCCUUCCGGCAUCAUUCAUUCUUCAUCCAUCUCACACUUCACUCUACAUCCAUUGACGCAACUCAGCUACUACUUCAGAACAAUCUCCCAUCAAAAAACCAAAACCGCCACCAUGCAGUUCACUAAGACUUUCAUCACCGCUCUCUUCGCAGCCUCUAAUGUCGUCGCUGCUCCUACUCCUGCCGACAAGUCCAUGAUGGCUAAUGUCCCCCAGUGGACAAUUGAGAACCUUAAGCGGACGUGCAAUACUGCCAACACUUCAUGCACUUGGACAUUUGCUGUCGACACCCAUCUCGCUGCUGCCACAUCUUGCACAUACGUUGUCAAAGCGGCCAAAGAUGCCUCACAAGCCAACGGAGGUCCUGUCACUUGCGGACCUUACACAAUCACAUCCGGCUGGAGCGGCCAAUUUGGCCCUGGCAAUGGCUUCACUACUUUUGCUGUGACCGAUGCCGCGAAGAAGCUCAUUGUCUGGCCCGCCUAUACCGAUGUGCAGGUCCAAGCUGGCAAGGUCGUGUCGCCCAACCAGAGCUACGCCCCUACCAACUUGCCAUAGAGGGGACUAGCUUUGGUAUCCGAUUUUGAAUUUAUGAACGCUUUGGGGGCAUAUAGACGGAGGAAUAGAG
Messenger RNA from Trichoderma asperellum CBS 433.97, 781 nucleotides. RefSeq lists its product as uncharacterized. The record is from RefSeq and is a predicted model, not a curated record. NCBI's taxonomy places the organism in Eukaryota, Fungi, Ascomycota, Sordariomycetes, Hypocreales, Hypocreaceae.